AUGGAAGAUGAGAACUCCCAAAUUUUGUUCCUUGUUACAUUAAUUCUGUUAGGGGGCGUUUGGUUGGUGGGUAUCAUUCUUACCCCCAAACUCCUCUUCAACUCAUCUUCCUUGACCAACAUUGACCAACUUAUACACCACACCACCACCCAUCUCCAACACUACAACCACCCCGAAAUCAACCAACCACAACCACAAGCAACCACCCUAAAAACAACCACCACCCACAAUCGCCCCGAAACCAGCCACCACCACCCACAACCUCCCCGAAACCAACCACCACCACCCGCAACCACCCCGAAACCAACCACCACCACCCGCAACAACCCCGAAACAAACCACCACCACCCGUCAUCAAAACCAAAGGGAGGAGAGAAAAGGAGAGAGAACGUGGCGGUGGGCGGAGGGAGAAGGAGAAAUAAGGGUCGCGAUAGGAGGGAGAUGGAGAGUGAAGGACGGCGGGAGGAGGAAGAAACGACGGCGACAGAAGGAUGGAGAAACCGCAGAGGCUGGAGGAGGGAGAAACGACGUCGGCGCAAAGAGGGAGAAACGGCAGAGGUUGGAGGAGGGAUAAACGACACCUGCGGGAGGAGGGAGAAAUAG
Messenger RNA from Spinacia oleracea (spinach), 603 nucleotides. RefSeq lists its product as uncharacterized. NCBI's taxonomy places the organism in Eukaryota, Viridiplantae, Streptophyta, Magnoliopsida, Caryophyllales, Amaranthaceae. The transcript is spliced from 2 exons. Bases 1 to 603 code for a protein of 200 amino acids. The record is from RefSeq and is a predicted model, not a curated record.